This is a messenger RNA of Prunus persica (peach), 1953 nucleotides long. RefSeq names its product cationic amino acid transporter 5. Gene Ontology annotation, cellular component: plasma membrane. Bases 314 to 1849 code for a protein of 511 amino acids. Gene Ontology annotation, molecular function: L-lysine transmembrane transporter activity; L-glutamate transmembrane transporter activity. The transcript has 2 exons. Lineage: Eukaryota; Viridiplantae; Streptophyta; Magnoliopsida; Rosales; Rosaceae. Gene Ontology annotation, biological process: amino acid transport; transmembrane transport. The record is from RefSeq and is a predicted model, not a curated record.
AAUGCAAGUAGCCAUUAUUCAAGUCAACAUUACAGUCUUCUGAACAAAUCAUAUCAAAUAUACCAAACAAUCCAAGAAAAUCAGCCCACUAGACUUGUAAGUUAAAACAAGCUUUUACAAGUCUCUUAAAUCGUCUGCAUCAUUUGACUUAUGCAUUGAGCUCACAACCUCAGAUUCACUAUCAAUAAUUGAAGGAAUAAUUCAGGAACUGGGAGAUAAGAUUCCAAAUCUCAGGACAGGAUCCCAUAUUCUAGCAUUUCACAUUGCCAUAAGAGAUAAGUGCUAGGGAAGGACACAAGGGAAAAAUAGAAAAAUGGGUUCCAUGGGAGUAGCGGGUGAAGAGGUUCAGCCAAGAAGUUACUGGAGAUGGAGCAAACAAGAUUUCCUACCAGAAGAAUCCUUUCAAAGUUGGAGCACAUAUCGGACCGCCCUGUCACAAACAGGCUACAGGUUCAAGAACCGUCUCAUAAGCAGAUCAGAUGAUAACAAUGAGAUUGGGGAACUUCCAAAGCGAAGUGAAAAUGACAUGAAGCGUUGCCUCACAUGGUGGGAUCUCAUCUGGUUUGGAUUUGGUUCAGUAAUUGGUGCAGGCAUCUUUGUGCUUACUGGGCAAGAAACUCAUGACCAUGCUGGACCAGCUAUUGUCUUGUCCUAUGUUGCUUCCGGUGUCUCGGCAAUGCUCUCUGUCUUCUGCUACACAGAAUUUUCAGUGGAAGUCCCUGUGGCAGGUGGAGCUUUUGCUUACCUGCGGAUAGAAUUAGGAGACUUCAUAGCAUUCAUAACAGCAGGAAACAUACUUCUUGAGGGCUUUGUCGGAAGUGCAGCAGUUGCUAGAUCAUGGACUUCUUACUUCACAUCACUCUUGAAUCGUCCCUCCAACUCAUUACGCAUCCAUACAAAUCUGACGGAGGGGUUCAAUCUACUUGACCCAAUAGCUGUUGCUGUUCUGACCAUAGCUGCAACAAUUGCAAUGAUCAGCACAAGGAAGACCUCUUACUUAAACUGGAUAGCAUCUAUAGUCAAUAAUGUUGUAAUUCUGUUUGUGAUAAUUGCAGCAUUUAUCCAUGCCAACCCAUCAAAUAUGAAACCCUUUUUUCCGUUUGGGGCUAAAGGAGUCUUUCAAGCAGCUGCAAUUGUUUACUUUGCUUAUGGAGGAUUUGACAAUAUCGCCACCAUGGCUGAAGAAACCAAAAAUCCAUCCAGAGACAUACCGAUAGGAUUAAUUGGAUCAAUGUCAAUCAUCACUGUCAUAUAUUGUUUAAUGGCAGUUUCACUGCCUAUGAUGCAGAAAUACACAGAUAUAGACCCAAAUGCAGCCUACUCUGUAGCAUUUCAAAGUGUGGGCAUGACAUGGGCCAAGUACCUGGUAGCCCUAGGUGCCCUGAAGGGAAUGACCACUGUUCUUCUGGUCGGGACACUUGGACAGGCACGGUAUAUCACUCAUAUUGCACGAGCCCACAUGAUUCCACCAUGGUUUGCUCUUGUCCAUCCAAAGACAGGAACCCCCAUAAAUGCUACACUCUUGAUUGUCAUUCCAAGUGGUUGUUUGGCUUUGUUUUCGAGCUUGAAUGUCUUGGCAGGUCUGUUAUCAGUGAGCACACUCUUUAUCUUCAUGAUGAUGGCUGUCGCACUUCUAGUGAGGAGGGACUUCGGCUUACUGGGGACUAAAUCCCAAUGGUUGGGUUGGUUAUGUCGUGACAGUUCCUCUCUGGUUCUUUGGGACUUUGGCAAUGGCAGUAUUUUUACCCCAACAGAGGUCACCAAAAGUUUGGGGGGUUCCACUGGUUCCUUGGUUGCCAUCCUUGUCAAUUGCAACAAACAUUUUUCUUAUGGGCUCUCUGGGUCAUAAAGCUUUUGAAAGAUUUGGAAUCUGCACCGUAGUAAUGCUUAUUUACUAUGUCUUCUUUGGUCUGCAUGCAACUUAUGAUAUGGCCCAUAAGCAAGACCAGCCAG